GAGAAAUGGAUACCCUUAUAUACCUGUUUCUCCAUUGAUUGCUUCUAUGUUCGCUCGAAGGAUAGAAAUAGAUCAUCUGCCUUGAUUACCCAUCGAAAGGGAGUGUCGUGUUCCCAACGCAUGGUGAAAGAUCGCAGCGAAAGCGGCCAUUCUCCUCAUCUGGCAUCAUACACCGACAUGCGCCUCCUCCACAGUAAGCAGCUGAAUUUUAUACACGAUGUAUGCCAUCCUAUUCUGCCUAUGCGUUUAGCAUCACUUGGACUCUUGAAUCCCAAUAAUGAGGACAACUGA
This is a messenger RNA of Bipolaris oryzae ATCC 44560, 291 nucleotides long. RefSeq lists its product as uncharacterized. The record is from RefSeq and is a predicted model, not a curated record. The transcript has a single exon. Lineage: Eukaryota; Fungi; Ascomycota; Dothideomycetes; Pleosporales; Pleosporaceae. The annotation marks the transcript as partial.